This is a messenger RNA of Solea senegalensis (Senegalese sole), 1101 nucleotides long. It is a transcript of the gene ten1, whose product is annotated as TEN1 subunit of CST complex. Bases 106 to 504 code for a protein of 132 amino acids. Gene Ontology annotation, molecular function: single-stranded DNA binding; telomeric repeat DNA binding; telomerase inhibitor activity. NCBI's taxonomy places the organism in Eukaryota, Metazoa, Chordata, Actinopteri, Pleuronectiformes, Soleidae. Gene Ontology annotation, cellular component: CST complex. The record is from RefSeq and is a predicted model, not a curated record. The transcript is spliced from 3 exons. Gene Ontology annotation, biological process: negative regulation of telomere maintenance via telomerase.
ACGUGUCCCGGAAGCACACACUUUUCCCCCAAAUCGUAGUUGUUGUCCAACUCUUUCAUUGUUUUGUUUUGUUUUGCUUAGUCUUUUUUUGUUUGUUUUAACGCUAUGCUUCCUGCCGCUGCAGUAUUUCAUUUCCCAUGGGAAAUAAUCUCUGGAUCCAUCCAGGAAGGAGAAUCAGUGAGAACAUUUGGCCGACUUGUCAGCUACCAGUCUGAGGAGUCCAGAGCAACACUGUCAGCUCAGCAUGCAUCAAAAGAGCACAACGUGGUUGUCCACACAUUGUUUGUGGAGCCCUUUAACCCAAUAAUUGGGGCCCAGUACAUAGUUCUGGGUGAAACAGAAAAUGCUGAGGGCGUCGGUGUAAUGAUCCGUGCCCGUCUGAUGAACUGUGUUGAUGGUGUAAACAUAGCCCUUUUACAGAAAGCCAUCAAUGAGCAGAGACGAUUCUUCAGAGAGAGGGAGUGUAAGCAGGCUAAAGAUGCACAGCCUGCAGAUGCAAUGUGAUCAGAGUGUUCACUCAUCAUAUUUCUCAUCAAGCUUUGUCAAGGUGCACUGUUUAGUUCAAUGUAAAAUGCACUGGAUUUCUUUUGCUGGUUUAUGUGGUCUAUGUCUGACCAUAACAUGUUUCUGCAUUUUACUCAAAAUAAAUGUUUUGUUGUAGUUAUUUUUUUUUUUUUUACAGAAUUUUUGGUAAAUAAAGAACUGAGAGGUUAUUCUGGAUCUGUGAUUUAUUUCAUUUUUAGUGUGAUCAUUGUGUUCAAUAGUACUGUAUACUAAUAGCUUUUCAGUGAUCUUUUAUAAAGUUUAAACAUUUGUGUUGAAAGUGAUCUGAUGUCAUUCCAAAGAUACUUUGUAAAUCUGUUACAAUAGGUAUGGCAUAUAAGAGUCACAUUAAACUGAUCCAAACUGAACAAUGUAGAAUUACUUCACUUACAUAGAUUAAAAAUUGUAUAGAGAUCUACUAAUACAAAACUCUCCCACUCAGCACUUUCAACUAAUGAGAGUUUAAAAUGGUGUCUUUUUGCUGUUUGUACUUUGCAUUAUAACAUGUGUAUACUAUAUAAGAUUUGGUAUUCCUUCUUCUACCUAACCUAAGUUGCA